This is a messenger RNA of Vitis vinifera (wine grape), 1400 nucleotides long. Its product is annotated as receptor-like protein 46. The transcript has 4 exons. The record is from RefSeq and is a predicted model, not a curated record. Gene Ontology annotation, molecular function: protein binding. The coding region runs from base 30 to 1400 and encodes 456 amino acids. Lineage: Eukaryota; Viridiplantae; Streptophyta; Magnoliopsida; Vitales; Vitaceae.
CAUGUCUUUAUAUUCAUCACCGUCAUCAGAUGCUUACUGUCACCUCCAUUAAUUCACCGGCAAAGAAAGUAAGAAACUCAUCCAUGGCGAGGCCAUGCCCACUGCUUUCCUUCUUAAGCUUUUUCUUCUUCUUCUUGCCUUGUCUAUCUUGUCCUGAAGACCAAAAGCAAGCUCUGCUCCAGUUUAAGUCCUCCAUCCUUGCUGCUACUACUUCAUUCAGCAGUUCCAAUUUUGAGUUGCAGUCAUGGAAUUCAAGUUCAAGUUGCUGUCGAUGGUCGUGGGUUGACUGCAAUGAUUCUCCAAAUUCAACUUCAAGGGUUGUCAUUUCUCUCAAUCUGGACGGCCUUGCUAUUUAUCCGUCUCCAGAGCCCCCGCUGCCGUCCACUAUCUUGGCACCCAUUUUUCACAUCAGAAGCUUGGAGAAGCUUGGCAUCACAUUCACCAACAUACAAGGUGAAAUCCCGGCAGUUGGAUUUGCUAAUCUCAGCAAUUUGGUUGACCUAGAUUUGUCGUGGAAUAACUUCAGUGGAUCCAUUCCUCCUCAGCUCUUUCACUUACCACUUCUUCAGGAUCUCUCUUUGGAUGGUAAUUCUCUUAGUGGAAAAAUCCCUGAAGAAAUUGGAAACCUCUCAAGGUUGCAGGUGUUAUCCCUCUCAGGGAAUAACUUCAGUGGAUCUAUUCCUCCUCAGCUCUUUCACUUACCACUUCUUCAGUAUCUCUAUUUGGAUGAUAAUUCUCUUAGUGGAAAAGUCCUUGCAGAAAUUGGAAACCUCUCAAGUUUGCGGGCGUUAUCCCUCUCAGGUAACAGAUUUUCAGCUAUACGCAUUGGAGGAUUGGGAGAAAUUCUGAGGAUUUUUGAGGAGAAAGCACAAAGGAGCAGGAAAGGAGCAAGUGCAAUCGAGAUCAUCCAGAGAAGUAACAAUAAUUUGGCACUGGUGCAACUGAAAGAAGAGUACAUGAGGAAAUUCCCUUUCUGGAAUGAUCCAUAUGUUCUAGUGAGCUUGCUUUCUGCUAGUCGACUGCGUGGAGAUGUUGUAAUUGGGGAGUGUUUGGCUAAAUGGCUUCUAAAACUUCAGCUUGUGACUACUUCUCCUUAUGUAUUAUUAUCAAACUUGUAUGCUUCAGAUAGGAAGUGGGCAGAUUUAAAGAACCUGUCAUCAGCGGACAACAACUUCUCCGACUCAACUUUAGACUCAAUUUCGGGGUUAGAAUCAAUCAAGUCUUUAGAUUUCAGUCGCAACCCCUUUUCUGGUGAUAUGGCAGCAUCAUCGACAAAACUGACUAAUUUGGUAUCCCUUAAUUUAUCGUUAAAUGAGUUCGAAAGUAAAAUUCCAAAAGGUCUCGAGCUGUUUUCAAAACUUGAAAUUCUUGACUCGCAUGGGAAUAAGGCUCCUAAUUGA